AUGACAGUCGCGAUUCCAACACCUAUCAAUGGCGAGGUGCCAAGUGUACCUGGGCUUAACGGUCUGAACGGUACUAAGGGCCUUAAUGGAACAAAUGGAACAAAUGGAGCCAAGACAACAUCUAAGCCAGCUGUCAAUGGAAACCAUGGAAUCAAUACUCCAAACCAAUAUUCGAUCCCUCUGAACAACGAGCAUGCAUACAAGCCUAGAAAAUUGCGUGUGGUCACUAUUGGCGCUGGUUUCUCGGGUCUCUUGAUGGCACACAAAAUCCAGCAUCGAUUUCCAGAAUUACAAGAGUUUGUGGACCAUACCAUCUACGAGGCUCGAAGUGAUGUCGGUGGCACAUGGUUGAUUAACACCUAUCCCGGUGUCCAGUGUGAUGUCCCAUCUCAUAUCUACGCUUUUCCAUUUGAUCCGAAUCCAGACUGGAGUCGAUUUUACUCCAGUGGAGAGGAGAUUCAGAACUACAUAAAAAGCACUGUCAAAAAAUGGAACUUGGAUCGAGACCUCCAGCUGAAUACCAAAGUUGCUGGAGCGUAUUGGGAAGAAGAUGCCGGACGAUGGAGAUUGAUUAUUGAACAUAACGGCGAACAACGUCAGGAGUACUGCGAUAUUCUCGUCUCGGCUCAAGGUGUUUUAGUCCAUCACUCAUGGCCUGACAUUCCAGGCUUGCACGAUUUCAAGGGUCACAUCACUCACUCUGCUCAGUGGGAUCAUGAUUAUGACUACUCCAAUAAGCGCAUCGCCGUCAUUGGAAAUGGCUCAUCUGGCAUUCAAAUCACUCCACAGAUGGCCAAACUCCCGGGUACGGAAGUAGUCAAUUUCAUGCGCAGUCCUGCUUGGGUCUAUUACCGCGUACCACCUUCCAAGCACCUUGGAAGGGACGUCGAAGAUGCAAAUCCCGCCUAUGCAGAGGAAGAGAUACAACAAUUCAAUGACCCCGAGUCCCACAAAGUCUACCGAAAAGGGAUCAUUUCUCGAACAAACAAGGCUUUCCGCUUGUUUAUCAAGGGCGAGAACAAUGAGGCUGCAGUAAAGUUUGGGGGACAGCAGAUGGCUGAAAAGCUCAACCAUGACCCAGAGCUCUGUGAGAAAUUAAUCCCGAAGUGGGAGGUAGGCUGUCGUCGCGUUACCCCGGGCCCAGGCUAUUUGGAAGCCUUCAGUCGGCCAAACUGCAAUCUCAGUAAUAGCCCAAUUACAAAGAUCACCGAAAAUGCAGUGCACACUGAAGAUGGCAAAGUCUUUGAGUGUGAUGUUGUCAUUUGCGCAACUGGCUUUGACGUCUCUCAUCGUCCUCACUAUCCUAUAGUUGGCCAAAAUGGGGUCAGCCUCGCAGAUAAAUGGGCUAAGGAGCCCGAGUCCUACCUCUCUGUUUCAACAUCAGGAUUCCCUAACUACUUCAUCAUGAUGGGUCCAAAUUGUCUCGGCGGUCACGGCUCAUUAGUGGAGUCCCUCAACUGGACAGGAGAUUACUUCGUAAAAUGGAUCAAGAAGAUCGCCACAGAGGAUAUCAAAUACGUUGCACCUAAGCGGUCUGCCGAGGAAGCUUUUGUCAGGUAUGGCGAUGAGGUUCACAAGACCCUUGUUUGGACGGGUAGUUGCAAGAGCUGGUACAAGCGAAAUCGAGUCGAUGGCCGUGUUACAGCUCUGUUCGGUGGCAGUGCAAUUCUCUUCCAUCGUUUGAUCAGUGAGCUUCGGCCUGAGGAUUUCGAGAUUGAAUACAACAGCCGCAACCCGUUCCGAUUUAUGGGUACUGGCUUUACUGAGUUUGAGAUGACAGAAGGGAAUGAUCUGUCUUUUUACGUUGAGGCUGCAGAUCCAUCUCCAUCUUGUGAAUAG
Penicillium longicatenatum is the source of this 1839-nucleotide messenger RNA. RefSeq names its product flavin-containing monooxygenase. Lineage: Eukaryota; Fungi; Ascomycota; Eurotiomycetes; Eurotiales; Aspergillaceae. The transcript is spliced from 4 exons. The record is from RefSeq and is a predicted model, not a curated record. Gene Ontology annotation, molecular function: flavin adenine dinucleotide binding; NADP binding; N,N-dimethylaniline monooxygenase activity. Bases 1 to 1839 code for a protein of 612 amino acids.